This is a messenger RNA of Haliotis rufescens (red abalone), 412 nucleotides long. RefSeq lists its product as uncharacterized. The record is from RefSeq and is a predicted model, not a curated record. The coding region runs from base 99 to 359 and encodes 86 amino acids. NCBI's taxonomy places the organism in Eukaryota, Metazoa, Mollusca, Gastropoda, Lepetellida, Haliotidae. The transcript is spliced from 3 exons.
AUUAUGAGCUUCUGGGGCCCAGUCUGAUCCCGAGAACGUCGGUCUUUUUUACUUACCUAAAGCAGGAGCGCUGCUAUUCGUUUCAGGACUGCACAAAAAUGAAGGCCGCUCUUCUCGUUCUCAUCCUCCUCCCACUGGCGUGUGGUAGCAUCCUUGACACGUUCAAGCACCUGUUCAAUACAAAUGAGCUGAAGAGUGUUGUCACGAAGAUUGUCCAUGCCGUGGGAACUGACGCCACUGAGCAUGCGUGUGAGGGCGCCUGUCACACGGCACUUCGCGGGCAUAUCAUUUUAGUCCAUUCGUGUCCACUCGUGUGCAAAUCAUUCCAAGAGCUCGUCCACAUGUUCCAUCUUCGUUAAGACUUGGAGAAUGUUCUUUUGUCCCGUUGAACGGAAUAAAGAUGUGACAAGUU